Messenger RNA from Letharia lupina, 732 nucleotides. RefSeq lists its product as uncharacterized. Gene Ontology annotation, molecular function: RNA polymerase II general transcription initiation factor activity; DNA binding. Gene Ontology annotation, biological process: DNA-templated transcription initiation. The record is from RefSeq and is a predicted model, not a curated record. NCBI's taxonomy places the organism in Eukaryota, Fungi, Ascomycota, Lecanoromycetes, Lecanorales, Parmeliaceae. The transcript is spliced from 4 exons. The coding region runs from base 1 to 732 and encodes 243 amino acids.
AUGGAAACCCUCACUACCCACCCAUCCAAUGCACAGCAGGCUACAGCGUUCACUUCGCCUGCAUCACUAUCGUUCCCUGGCGGAGCUGUAGCAAUGACAAUACCUGGGCAGCAGGAGGGUAAUGGUGUUGACCCAGGCGCCAGUGGAGGUGCACCAAUAACACCCUUCAGUUUGCCCGAUACUGCUGGGCAAGGCGUGUCUGGCAUAGUUCCAACGCUCCACUUGAGGCUUAAAGAUGUCCGAUCAAGGAACAUCGUCGCCACUGUCAAUCUCGAUUGCCGCCUGGAUCUCAAGACAAUAGCACUUCACGCCAGAAACGCAGGUAUUCGAGAACCCAAGACUACUGCUUUGAUCUUCGCUUCGGGCAAGAUGGUUGUCACCGGCGCGAAGUCAGAGGACGACAGUCGGCUAGCCAGUCGGAAAUAUGCGAGGAUCAUCCAGAAGCUUGGGUUCAACGCCAGAUUCACGGACUUCAAAAUUCAAAAUAUCGUUGGGUCCUGCGAUAUUAAGUUUCCAAUUCGGCUGGAAGGGCUAGCCAGCAGACAUCACCAUUUCUCCUCAUAUGAACCGGAGCUCUUCCCUGGAUUGAUAUACCGCAUGAUCAAGCCCAAGAUAGUACUGUUAAUCUUCGUCUCUGGAAAGAUCGUCUUGACAGGUGCCAAGGUGCGCGAGGAGAUAUAUACAGCCUUCGAGAUGAUCUAUCCUGUGCUGAACGACUUCCGUAAGGUCUAA